Messenger RNA from Penicillium angulare, 1167 nucleotides. RefSeq lists its product as uncharacterized. The transcript has a single exon. Bases 1 to 1167 code for a protein of 388 amino acids. Lineage: Eukaryota; Fungi; Ascomycota; Eurotiomycetes; Eurotiales; Aspergillaceae. The record is from RefSeq and is a predicted model, not a curated record.
AUGGAGCAGAAUACUCUCAAAAGACGGGGUGUCGGCUUGACUGGUGUAGAUAAGCAACUCUCGUUUGGAGGCUUCACUCUCUUCUGUCCCUUGACGAGUGACACAGCUCAUCUCGUUGAUAUUGAUGGGAAAGAGGUGCACUCUUGGAAGCUCCCCGGCAGAAUUGGUCGCCACGCCAGAAUUCUACCGAAUGGAAACCUCGCCGUCAACACCCUUCGCCCACCUUCCGAACAGACAACAGCAGAUGGAGGACCUUUUCCAUUCCCUUUCUUCAAUAAAUACGGUGGAGGGGUGAUGUCAGAGCUCGACUCAGAAGGGAAUAUCGUUCGUCAAUUCAUCGAUCCUUUGGGACAUCAUGACCAAUAUCAUUAUGGCGAUGGGCGGAUCCUUUAUACCUCUCUCGAACCCCUCUCACUCGAAGAUUCAGCAAAGGUCAUCGGUGGUAUACCAGGCACUGAGAUUGAUGGAAUCACCUACGCAGAUACCAUCAAUGAAGUUGAUGAACACGGAAACCUCGUUUGGCAAUGGAAAGUUUCCGAGCGAUUGCCGAGGGAGGAAUAUCCCCUUCAAGCGCACUACACACGCGAACAUUACCCCCUAAUCAACUCAGUUCUUCCCAUGAGAGAUGGAAAACACAUUCUUAUCUCAAUGCGAUCCGUUUCAGCUGUGGCCAUCAUUGAAAGGUCUACAAGCAAUAUUGUUUGGAAAGUUGGAUCCGAGAUCCUGGCACAGCAACACAACGCUACCGAGAUGGAGAAUGGGAACAUCCUCAUAUUUGACAAUGGCGCUUUCCGCAACGGUGAAUCGAUCACAUAUACUCGAGCAAUCGAAAUUGAUCGAGUAACCAAAAAGAUCGUGUGGGAGUAUCGCGAUCGGUCACAAAUGCUCUACUUUUUUACUCCGUUCAUGGGAAGUGCCCAGAGACUUGCUAAUGGCAACACCCUUUUGUGCGAGAGUGCAUUUGGCCGCCUUUUUGAAGUCACCAUGGACGGCUACAUCUGCUGGGAGUAUAUCAACCCUCAUUUUGCCCCUUACCCAGAUUCCGCGACCGCUGCUAUCUUCCCGGGAGAGUCGAAUGCAUUGUUUCGGGCUUAUCGGUAUACGUUGGAAGAGAUACCUUGGCUUAAGAAAAGGCUUACCAGAUCCAAUGGUUCAAAGUUGAUUUGA